CGACAAGCAGACCUCACACAAAGACAGAUUUCUCUUAUUAAGACAACACUGCAGCAGUCAAAGUCAAAAUGUCUUAUCCAGUUGUUGUUCAGCCCCAGAUGUUCCAAACAUCUCAGCCCACCAGCAGCGAAUGGAAUUCUAGCUACUGUGACUGCUGUGCAGACACAUGCACCUGUCUUUGUGGAACAUUUGUUCCCUGUAUCUUGGCUUGUAAAGUGGCCUCAGCAUUUGACGAGUGCUGCUGUCUACCAGUAUUAUGUGGAACAACCAUUGCAUUGCGCACAGGAAUCCGGGAGAGAUACCACAUCAAGGGCAGUAUUUGCGAUGACUGUGUGAAACUCACAUUCUGUGCUCAGUGCACUCUCUGCCAGAUGUACCGGGAGUUGAAAGAGAGAGAAUAAAGAAAUUAUAGUCGUAACAGAGGAAGACUAUGGCUUGGUGUCACUUGGACAAUACAAUUUCUAUGAAUCAUUUGUAUAGGGCUAAAAACAUUCAAACUAUGUUUGUAGCAUACAUCAAACUGGACAAAUGAAGCAGAAUUGUGCACAAAGGACUAUAUAAUUUUGUGCAAGAAAUUACACACAAAUAAUAAUUUCAAGAAAAAUCGAAUAAAGCAAAGUGGUAAAAAAACCA
This is a messenger RNA of Pelobates fuscus (common spadefoot toad), 633 nucleotides long. Its product is annotated as cornifelin homolog B-like. The record is from RefSeq and is a predicted model, not a curated record. Bases 69 to 401 code for a protein of 110 amino acids. The transcript is spliced from 4 exons. Lineage: Eukaryota; Metazoa; Chordata; Amphibia; Anura; Pelobatidae.